This is a messenger RNA of Archocentrus centrarchus (flier cichlid), 669 nucleotides long. Its product is annotated as integumentary mucin C.1-like. The coding region runs from base 1 to 669 and encodes 222 amino acids. NCBI's taxonomy places the organism in Eukaryota, Metazoa, Chordata, Actinopteri, Cichliformes, Cichlidae. The transcript has 2 exons. The record is from RefSeq and is a predicted model, not a curated record.
AUGACAACAGAAGUCCCAACAACGACAACAGAGGUCCCAACCACGUCCACAGAAGCCUUAACCAGAACAAGUGAUGUCCCAAGCACGACAACAGAGGUUCCAACCACAACAACAGAGGUGCCAACCACAACGACAGAGGUCCCAACCACGACAACAGAGGCCCCAACCACAACAACAGAGGCCUCAACCACAACAACAGAGGCUUCAAGUACUACAACAGCUGCCCCAACCACAACAACAGAGGUCCCAACAACGACAACAGGGGUCCCAACCAGGUCCACAGAAGCCUCAACUACAACAAGUGAUGCUCCAACAACAACAACAGAGGUGCCAACCACAACAACAGAGGCUUCAAGUACUACAACAGCUGCCCCAACCACAACAACUGAGGCUCCAACAGCAACCACAGAGUCUGUAACGACAACGACUGAGGCCCCAACCACGACAACAGAAGUUCCAACCACAACAGAGGUCCCAACCACGACAACAGAGGCCCCAACCACAACAACAGAGGCCUCAACCACAACAACAGAGGCUUCAAGUGCUACAACAGCUGCCCCAACCACAACAACUGAGGCUCCAACAGCAACCACAGAGACCCCAACGACAACAAUUGAGGCUCCAGCCACGACAACAGAGGUCCACAGAAGCCUCAACUACAACAAGUGA